AAGACAGCUGUAAGAAAAAGUAAACAAAAAUUGGGUGAGGCCCAAUACUUUUUUUUUCCAUUUUUGCGUCUUUGCUUUGACGAAAAAUAAGUAUAUUUAUCAAAUUAUCAUGUAGCCUGGACAAGGCGCGGUGAUCGAUGUCUUCUUAGUACUUAACUGGUACGUAAAAUCGUCCGAGACUAGUGAUGUGAAAAAAGUAAUAAAUGAAGACUAGUGAUGUUUCCAACAGAUGCAACUGUUACGGCUGGGGAAACAGCACUUAGGAGAAUGGCACAGGGAGAUUUUACAUCCAUAGACUUUCUCUCCUCUUUUAACACCAGUGAUGUCAUUGAAACUCAAAGAGAGAUCACUAAGAGACACUGGAAACCAGCUGAAGAUAGGACCAAGUGUUUUGAAGUGAGUUGUCAGAAGGUAUUCACUCUUCUGGAGCGGCACCACCACUGCAGGAGCUGUGGAGAAGUCUUCUGUGCAGAGUGUGUCAAAUACCAACGCAGGCUCAACGCGUUAGCACAUGCUGACCCAGUGGGACAAUUUUAUAAGGUGUGUAGAAAGUGUUUUGAGAAAGGGAAAAUAACUGAUGGUCAGACUAGGAGUCAUAGUGUUUACUUUCAUGAACUACGAGUUUAUUACAAAGAGCAUGGCAUGGUUCACACUGGGAACUCAUCAGAGUGGCGAAUGAGGCUAAAUUUAGACAGAGAGUGUCAGAGAUUACUCCUGGGGUUUAACCAAAGUGUUGGGAACUCUGAAGUGCAGCGAACACUACAUGGGGUCAAGAGUUUUGUCACGACUCCCCAGUGGAUGAAGUCCAGUGUCUGGAGUAGAGAAAAUCUAGUGAAAAGCUGCCAGUAUUGUAAAGAAGUAUUUGGGCUGCUGAAGAAAAAAGCUUUUUGCUCUGUGUGUGGAAUAGUCGUCUGCAAAUCCUGUUCUUCAAAUGACCUACUUGUUUACAUUCCUGAUGAGGACAAGGGGAGAGAAGCCAGUCAACCCAAGAUGGCUGUUAUUAAAAUUAUUGGGUGCCCCAAAGUUGAGCCAGAACUCAGUAUCUACCUGCGAGUCUGCAGCAAGUGUAAGGACAAGCUGAUCCUCAAGCAGGUGGACCAGCAGGAAGAAGACUCCCUGAUGAACGGGCCUGACUUCAUGGAUGUUUUGAACAAGCUUCACGACAAAUUUGUCACGGUGGAGAGUCAUGUCAGGGAUCAGCUCCCCAAAUAUAAGGAAAUAGUUGAUUCAUUAGCGGACAGGUCAAGGCGGUCCAGUACACACAACAACAUGAAAACAUUGGCCAAGGCCCAGGAAGAUUUAUCCCAAAUGCUUGCCCAACACCUGACAACAGUCCAAUACAUGAAGAAACUCAAACCCUCAACAGCUACACAGUCCAAGCUCUUUCAAGUAUACAUUCGGGCCAAAUGUGAGUUUUACCUGGAUCACAUGUCCAUGUUCCGCACUGUUAAACAUAAACUCAGUGAGUCGGCAUCUGAUGAAAGCCUAAAAGUGAUUCAAAGGAUUAUGGAUAAAAAUGCCAUCAUCAGUACUCACCUGUACCUUCAUCAACUGAUCUAUGAAAUGAUUUACCUGUGUCAAAGAUACGAGCUGCAAGAAAGCCUCAUCCCAGUUUUGAUGCAAAUUGAACAGAAGGUAGAGACAGACGUGCAGACGUGUUUACAGGCAGAAGGGGAUGAUGUAACUGAACACAUGAACCUGGUUCAAGAAUUGACACAAGAAAGAAUGAAGAAAAAUAAGUUGAUUCGCCCCUCCAAAACUCAGCUCCAGAGAAGAGGAACAAAAUAUGUAUAUGAGCUGAUGAGCUCCAGGGUGGAGAACCUACUGAACCAGGUCAAGUUCCAGCUACAGCUGGCCACCACACUUAACAGUUUCCAGGCCAGCAAGAAAGCUCUGGAAACUGGACUCGCUGAGAUGAAAAAAAAGCGGGAAGAAGAUAUCAAGGAAACAAAUGAUUUUUUCUUUGUUCAAAAGGAUGACUUUUCGUAGCCUUUUUUAAAUUUUAUAAUUUGGUAGUUUUACAUUGUUGCUUUACACUUUGUUGUUUUUUUUCCUGUAAAAAUCUUGAAUGUUAACAAUGUUGAUUUGUUGAAGACUUAAAUAUUUACAAUGUUGAUUUGAAGACUUAAAUCUUAACAUUAACAAUGUUGAUUGUGAAUGUUAGUAAUCUAUUGAUUUGAAGACUUGAACUAUAAUAAUGUUGAGUUUGAGCAUUUGAAUGAUAACCAAUUUUAUUUUAAAAACAUUAUUAUCAACAUCAUUAAUAUUGAAAUAUUAAUUAAUAAUGUAAAAUCUGAAGACUUGAAUGUUAAAUA
Messenger RNA from Physella acuta, 2315 nucleotides. RefSeq lists its product as uncharacterized. Lineage: Eukaryota; Metazoa; Mollusca; Gastropoda; Physidae. The record is from RefSeq and is a predicted model, not a curated record. Gene Ontology annotation, molecular function: metal ion binding.